UCUUACGUGGAAUAUGAUAGUGCUAUCGAGAUGUUUAUACCAUUGCAACGCUACUGCGCACGCGUGGAAGGUUUGUCCGAUUAUCUCACACUAUCUUGCCACACUCCAUCACACACACGGUCUUUCUCAUAUGCGGCUGUUUGCAGCCAGUCCGCGAGAGAAUUGGAACUCGAAAACGAGAUGUAUGAAAAUACUCGCGUGUCGCCGCGAGUAUUCACGGCAAUACAGAAUGUCGAUAUCAUGGAGCUGUCGUUGUGUUCCCACAAAGAGAUCAGGCCCAUCCUGCCCUGUUUGGUUAGGAUGAGCCUCAUCUCGCCGCUCGACAUAACGAAGGAAUGUGUGGAAGGUAGGAAGCAGGUUCUAACGAUAUUGUCCGGCAUCGAGUCUGUUAAUUCUAUCAUUGCCCUGCUGUCUAUAGAUUUUCAUGCUCUCGAAACUGAUGUUCGACAGGAGCAGCAGUUGAGACAAAAACUUGGAAGCGCUCAACGAGACAGUGUACUGGCACAGUCCUUACAGAGUGGUCUGGCAUUGGAAUUCGAGCGCAGUGAAUCCAUUCGCAGAAUCAGGCUAGUGCUCAGCGAGAUCCUGUUUAUAGCAUCUCAAAUACAGGAACAACAGAAAAAUCAAGAAUUUCAAAUCAGACAAUCGGAUCUGUUUGAUAAUGCGGUCUAUAUGGAGGAGAUAAGCUAUGUGAUCUGCAUAGCUCUUGCCGAACUACCGACGUUACUAUCAAUAUUGGACAUUGCGGAAACUCUUCUACACGUUAAGCAUGGACCUGAUAUUAUUUGUUGGAUCGUUGCCAAUAGUCCAGAUAGUUUCUCGGAAGUAUGUGCACAUCUUAUCGCUAAUGGGGAACGACAGGAGGAGUCUGCAUUAGGUAGAAUCAGGACACAAGCGAUCACAAUGCUCUGCCAGAUGAAUCCGAAUCAAGCGUUAGCAAUUAGAGCUAAAUGUAUAGAACUAUGCCGAAUGCCUGCACUGGCAAUCACUUUGAGUUUAGAACAUGAAAACGCCAAUAGCUCGCAACCUGAAAGCGAUGUUGUCGCUUUUGUUUCUGGUUUGUUACUUGGUAGUGAUCAACAAGUACGUUCAUGGAUUGCUAUGUUUAUUAGAAAUGGACAGAAACGCAAGUGGGAAUCCCAGACGGCUCUACAGUCACUGCGCGAGGAGCUGCUCAAACGAUUGCAUACAAUCGCGUCCCAAAGCACAGAUAGUCAAUUAGCAGAAUCUCAAGUUGUGCAGGCGAGUGCGUUAUUACGGCUCUAUUGUGCUCUGCGAGGUAUCGGCGGUAUCAAGUUUCAAGACGAUGAAGUUGCGAUGAUAGUGCAGCUUCUGACAUCCCAUCCACCACCAUCGCCAGCUGGCGUCAGAUUUGUAUCUCUCGGCUUGUGCAUGUUGAUAGCAUGUCCUUCCCUAAUCGGACAUCACAAUUUAGAGAAACGCAGUAUCGAGUGGGUGCAGUGGCUAGUACGUGAGGAAGCGUACUUUGAAAGUGCAAGCGGUGUCACUGCUAGUUUUGGUGAGAUGCUGCUACUGAUGGCAAUUCAUUUUCAUAGUAAUCAGUUGUCGGCAAUCUGUGAGUUAGUUUGCGCUACACUCGGCAUGAAGAUACCCAUUAGGCCAAACAAUCUCACACGAAUCAAGCAGAUCUUUAUGCAAGAGAUUUUUACAGAACAGGUAGUUACCGCACAUGCCGUUAAAGUGCCAGUUACGGCAAAUCUGAAUGCCAAUAUUCCCGGCUUUCUGCCAGUGCACUGCAUCCAUCAGUUGCUCAAAUCAAGAGCAUUUGCGAAACAUCGAGUACCCAUUAAGAAUUGGAUAUACCGACAGAUCUGUGCAAGUGUAUCACCAUUGCAUCCGGUUCUACCGGCUCUAGUUGAAGUCUACGUAAAUUCUAUCCUGAUGACGAACAACAAAACGUCUGAGCACACGAACAAGCCCAUCACUGAAAACGAAAUCCGUCAAGUAUUUCAAAAUAGCGUAUUCGGGGCGAAUUUCGAUUUUAAAAAAAAUCCUGUCAACGUUAUGCAGAUCGAUGCUGAUAAUAUGGACAUUGACACAUCAAAACCUUCACUGACUUCCCAGUUAUUGCUGUUAUAUUAUCUUUUACUGUACGAGGAUGUAAGACUGUCCAAUAUGCACACAUUUAUAUCGCAAGGCAGAAAAGUCAAAUCGUAUUCGACAGAGUUUCUAUCUGAGUUACCUAUUAAAUAUCUGCUGCAAUUGGUCCAACGAGAUCAGAUGAACUAUGCCAGUUUGUUCUCGCCGCUUCUCCGAUUAUUAGCUAUACAUUUUCCUCAUCUGUCUUUGGUGGAUGAUUGGCUUGAUGACGAGAUGAUCAAUAUAGAUUCCGCCAUUGCAAGCUAUGAGAGCACGAAGAUUAGUGACAUCGCGAUCGUCGAGGCGUUUAGUCACGUCAAAACUUGUCCAUCGAGAACUGGUAGAUUAUUGAGGCAGUUGAUGACAUUGAAACCAACUGAAAUUUGGCCUCAUGCCGAGUUGAUAAUACAUUAUUUUAAAGACAUUCUCGAUGAGCAAGUUCCCAGAUAUAUACAAGAACUUUAUAAACAAGUAUGGCUCAGACUUAACACUGUGCUACCGCGUUGUUUAUGGGUUCUUUCCAUAAACGCACUGCUAAUAGAAAAUUCAAUAGUGAAAAAUGUCUUUUUAACACAAGAUAAUAUUGUAUUAGAUCCAUUACAAGUAUUAAGAUGUGACACAAGAGUUUUUAGAUGCGCUCCGAUUUUAUCUGUGAUACUGAGGAUUUUACAAGCUACGUUAGCCGCCUCACGAUCUCAAUUAUCCAGACACAUGUUGGAUAAACCUCUAACCGAAAAAAUCGGACAAUUGACGAGCGAAACGGAAAGGGAAGACUUGAGAAUAGCUUUAGUGGCGGGUCAAGAAAGCGCGGCAGUGCAAAUUUUAUUGGAAGCAUGCCUGGAAACGGAGGAAGACAGAAAAACUCCCGGACAAAUGUGGUCUCUUCGGGAAAUACGAAGUGUCGUAUGUUCCUACUUGCAUCAAGUAUUCAUAGCCGAUCCAUCUCUGGCUAAAUUGGUUCACUUUCAGGGCUAUCCACGUGAGUUGUUACCGAUCACGGUUUCUGGAAUUCCAUCAAUGCAUAUAUGUCUCGACUGGAUCCCGGAAUUAUUAUCGCAGCCCGAAUCGGAAAAACAAGUAUUUGCCGUCGACUUGGCUUCGCAUCUGGCGAUUCAAUACGCUCUGCCGAAGGCUUUAAGUGUUUCCCGAUUGGCGAUUAAUACUCUUAUAACGUUAUUAGGCGUAUUAUCCGCCGAAGAUCGAGUCAUUCUCUUCAUGCCUGUGUUGUCAUCGUUGACGCGAAUAUGCUUAGCUUUUCCUCCAUUGGCCGAGGAUAUCACAGGAUUAUUACUGCAGCUUGGCAGAGUCAGUACGGCUCAAGCGGCAUUGGGUGAUAAAGCGGCAGAUCUAUUAUGUCAAGAAGUGAAUGCGACAUUUUGCAUGUUAUUGCAGAAAGCUAUAUUGCAAUCGCGAGUUUAUUGAAACGCGACUUACAUGUACAAAGAACUGUUAAAUGUCUUGAAAGUUCUAAUGUAUUAUUUGUAUAUAUGAAACUUUUUCAUCAUUGACGAAUUGUGUAAAAUGACUUUCAAUUUUGUAAACUAUUUUUUGAAUUAUAUACGGAUUAAAAAUAUCUUUGAUACUUAUGUAGUAUUAAUAAGACCAUUAUUCGACCAUCUGUUAAUCAAAUAAAGAAUACAUUUAUUAAGUCAAAGGGAGAGAUGCAUACGACGGUAUCAACUAAUAAUGUUUUUCUGCAUGUAAUGAUGAUUUUUUUAUUAUAUAUGAGAGCAUUGAUUAUGUGCAUAUUUAUUUCGAAUUUAAAUAUAAAUAAGAAUUAUAAAUUGAUUUAACAUCCCUCUUAUCUUUUUCAGAGACAAAAAUAGUUUCUUAUAGUAGAAAAAAAA
This is a messenger RNA of Pogonomyrmex barbatus (red harvester ant), 3947 nucleotides long. It is a transcript of the gene IntS2, whose product is annotated as integrator complex subunit 2. NCBI's taxonomy places the organism in Eukaryota, Metazoa, Arthropoda, Insecta, Hymenoptera, Formicidae. Gene Ontology annotation, cellular component: integrator complex. The record is from RefSeq and is a predicted model, not a curated record. Gene Ontology annotation, biological process: snRNA 3'-end processing.